Messenger RNA from Phaedon cochleariae (mustard beetle), 654 nucleotides. Lineage: Eukaryota; Metazoa; Arthropoda; Insecta; Coleoptera; Chrysomelidae. The record is from the annotation of a GenBank genome assembly.
AUGAGGUGGUUCACUCCACCUGCUCAGCACAAAGCUAUUUUUGUACAGGGGCCCAAAGUAGCAACAUUGGAGACAGGAUGGCCCUUAACACGUUUAACUGCCAAGAAGCCCAAACGUUGGGUUUCACAUGCUUGGUUAAAACGGUUCCGAAACCCUAACGCUGGCUCUCAAGAUAUAUUUGCACUUCAUUCGAUGAAGUUCGACGAGUGGGUUUCAGAAAGCAUUAAAGCACAAUAUAGAGCGAUAUUACGAGGGGCCUGCUUCAGAGCAUGUUUGAAGAGGGUCCGAACUAGCGAUGCCAAUUUGGUGGGUAAGCUGUUUUUCAACGUCGUUCAAACGAAAUGCUUCGUCCUCAAGCCAAAAAGGAAGUGUAUGAGGACUUCGUGGUGGGGAAAGUGCGAGAAAUAUAAAACAUUCAAACAAGCGAUUCUCAGAGAUAAUUUGCCAUAUUAAUCUAGAGCAAUACUAUACAGGGUGUUUCAGACUCAGAUGUACAUACGAUACUUGCAGAUAGGGGACACUUUGACGGUUUCAAAUCAUCCCCCAUUGAUAUGUCUACCGACUUUUAUAACUGCGAUAUAGGACAUUAUCUUGAUUUUGUCAAAAUUUUCAUCUGGUCAAAAUUUUUCAGCCACUUCGUAUAAUCUAUUCAUA